Messenger RNA from Cryptomeria japonica (Japanese cedar), 4172 nucleotides. RefSeq names its product disease resistance protein Roq1. The coding region runs from base 1 to 4002 and encodes 1333 amino acids. Lineage: Eukaryota; Viridiplantae; Streptophyta; Pinopsida; Cupressales; Cupressaceae. Gene Ontology annotation, molecular function: ADP binding. The transcript is spliced from 7 exons. Gene Ontology annotation, biological process: signal transduction; defense response. The record is from RefSeq and is a predicted model, not a curated record.
AUGGUUGUUACUUUUCCCUUUUGUUAUAGUUUUUUUCGUUGGAACGACUGGUUCCUUGGUAAUAUUGCUACUUUUAACUAUUACUAUAGUUUAAACUAUAUGUUGGUUUACUGCUACUUAAGGCGCUUUUUGGACGAGAUUGUUUUCAAUCUUGGGUUAUCCAUUAGCGGUCGAUGUUUCGAUGUAUGUUUGACUGCCUGUUUUUUGUGUGUUUGGCUUGGAUAUGUACACGUCGGCGCUUGCUUAUUUUCUAGACGUUUUCCUGCUCUUCUCUUCCCGUUUGAAACAACGAGGAAAGUUCUCAACGCGCCUGGGCAAAAUCAGGAAAUUAAUGCUUUCUCUGGAAUAGAACCUCCUGGCAGAAAGAGGAAGGUUUGUGAAUCUUCUACAUUGUUUGAUGUUUUCAUAAACCACAGAGGCCCUGAUGUCAAACAAACUUUGGCUGCUCAGCUUUACAACUCCCUUACGCAGCUAGGAAUAUGGACGUUUCUCGAUAGCGAAGAGAAAGAACUGGGAACUUCCUUUGCUUCUAUUAUCGACACAGCCAUCCGCUCUGCUAAGGUACACAUAGCCAUUUUUUCCAAAAGAUAUGCAGAGUCCCCUUGGUGCCUGGAUGAGCUGGUUCUAAUGUUAGAAAGUACGGCCAAAAUCAUUCCUGUGUUUUAUGAAGUGGAGCCAUGGGAACUCCGCCGCAUUGAAAAGGGAGUAUACGCUGAUGCAUUCAGUAAACAUAAAGAGAAGGGCAGGCACCUCGAGAAGCUUAACGUGUGGAAGGAAGCCCUUCAAUCUCUUUCGUUUAUAGCUGGAGAAGUUAUUCACGGUGAUUUGGGCGUUUGCCAAAAGAUAGUAGCAGCUGUGCAAAAAGAAGUAGAAAGGACAACACUUUUACAUGUUGCCUUACAUCCAGUGGGGCUUAACAAUCUUGUAGAAGAUUUUGAAAGGCGAUGCCUUGACGAACUUGUACAAGAUUUUCAAUAUGAGUGCGAGCAGCAAGGAGGGAUGCAUAAGGAUAACGUAGUUGGCAUUUUUGGCAUGGGCGGUGUCGGGAAGACAACUCUUGCCAAAGAGUUGUUUAACCAAAAGAAAUCACAAUACAAAGCAGCAAGUUUUCUGUUUGAUGUGCGAGAAGCGGCUGUGAGAAACGAAUUGCCUUCUUUGCAAAGUCAGCUUCUCAAAGAUCUCUUCAACAAAGAUCUGAGUUUUACAUGUGUAGAGAAAGGAAAGUGCUGUAUAGAAGAUUACCUACGAAGGAGCCCCCGCAAUUUAGGCUUCUUGAUUGUUGUAGAUGACAUCGAUCAUCUGGAGCAGUUAAAUGCUCUAAUGGCCAAGGAUGCCUUAAGUGAAUCUUCUAAAGUUAUUGUCACAACGCGUGACGUUGGGGUUCUUAUAUCUGCAGGGAUAACUGUUGCUUAUAAUUUAAAAGGAAUGGGUAGAGCUGAUGGGAGAGAACUCUUCUGUUGGCAUGCCUUUGACCGAUCCUAUCCGGAUAGCGGGUACGAGAAGUUAGUUGACUCCUUUGUAGAGUUGUGUGGAGGCUUACCUCUGUCUCUGCAAGUUUUGGGCAGGCACGUUCGUGGUAGAGAUGGUACGCAUUGGAGGUCAGAACUGAUUAAAGUUGGCAAGACGCUGCCUCGGGACGUAAAGAAAAGACUGCGAAUAAGUUUUGACGCAUUGGAGGAUGAACAGAAACAGAUCUUCAUGGAUAUCGCUUGCUUUUUUGUGGGCAGACUGAAGAGUAUAGCAGAGAGAGUAUGGGAGGGAUCAGGAUGGGACGCCCAACUUGCAUUGGUAACACUCAAAGAGAAGUGUCUUUUAGAAAGAAAAGAAUCUGUGAAGUAUGAGGGACCUGUAUUGAGAAUGCACGACCACCUGAGAGACUUGGGAAGAGAAAUGGCAGCUGAGUUCAGCCCUCCUCAACGCCUGUGGCGUCCUCAAGAUCUGAAAUCUUUGGACUCAAAAGAUUUCGAAACUAUACUCGCCAACACAAAUUUCAGGUGUUUCUAUUCCAUUUUCCAGAAGUCCUUGGGCUCUGAAGUUACAUUCUUUUUAAGUCCGCCAAAUAAUUGCUUUGAGAAGUCAGCUUCCUUACUAUGGCUUCAGCUUAAUCGCAAUUCCACAGAACAACCAAGCAUUCCUCCAUGGAUUCCUCUUCAAAAUUUGCAGUAUUUGAAAAUCAAACACGGACAUUUCAGAAAGUUGUGGGAGAAUGGAAUACAGGCACCGUCUCAGUUGAAAGAGCUGCAAAUAUCUGAGAUCUCUUUGGAAGAGUUUCCAGAUUUAGUAGGAAUAUCAAAAGAUAAUUUAGAAAAUGAGGAAGGGUCUAGCAUUGUCAAAGCCCAGAUGAAUUGCCUUGAAAAUCUACAGAUAAAGAUCAAAGGUGAAAAAUGUGUAUCUGGGAUGAUACUCAGCAGUACAGACUAUCCCAACCUUAAGUCAUUAAAACUUAAUGGCUUGGAAAAUCUUAUGGAAGUGAAUUUAAUAGGUGUAGACACAUUAUGUUUUCUUCAUAUUAAAAAUUGUAAAAAACUGAAAAGAUUAACAGGAACAUCCGAGCUUAUAAAUCUUGAGAGGUUAACCAUUAGUGAUUGUCCAGACCUUGAGUUGGAAUACUUGUGCUUCAGGGGCAUGAUGUGUCUGGAGAAGGUAAGUUUUGGUAGAAAUGUUAAGGUGAAAUGUUUUGAGUUAGAUGGUUGUCCAAAAUUAAAAGCAACAGAGUUUUCUUGUGAAAAGCUUGUAGAAUUGAGCAUUCGAGGCUGUCCGAAGCUUGAGAAGUUGCCAGAUUUUGAAGGUCCAAGCUGCCUCGAGAGGAUUCUAAUUGAUGGAUGUGGGAAGUUGGAAAAUCUUCAAUUAAAUGGUUGUCAGAAUUUGAAAAUUGUGUCAGGUAACUUUGAGACUACAAAGUUGUAUAUUUGUGGUUCUCCUGAGCUUGAGGAGUUGCCAAUUCAUGCCACACUUGUCAGUCUGUCUAUAAAAAAUUGCAGAGAUUUGGAAAGAGUAUCAGGAACUGGUGAGUUUAUGGAGCUUGCAGAGCUGAUUAUUAUUGAGUGUCCUAUGCUUGAGAAGUUGCCAAGUAUUGCCAAAUCGACCUCCGUCAAGAAAAUUGUGAUAGAGUCUUGUGAGAAACUACAAAACAUAUCAGGAACUGGAGAGUUUAUGGAGCUUGCAGAGCUAAUUAUUCGUAAGUGCCCUAUGCUUGAGAAGCUGCCAAGUUUUGCCAGAUCGAUCUCCAUGAAGAAAAUUGUGAUCGAGUCUUGUGGGAAACUGCAAAACAUAUCAGGAACUAUUAAGUUUAUGGAGCUUGCAGAGCUGAUUCUUAGUGAGUGCCCUAAGCUUCAGAAGUUGCCGAGUCUUGCCAAGUCGACCUCCAUGAAGAAAAUUGUGAUCGAGUCUUGUGAGAGACUGCAAAACAUAUCAGGUAUUGAAGAGUUGCAUGCAUCCGAAUACAUGCAACUUCGCUAUUGCAGUAAUGCAGUAAUACAGAAUUGCAUUCACAAGUUGAAGAGUGUGCCAAGGAGAAUGGAUAUGAUUGGAAGAGCAGUGCCUGGAGCGGAGUCAAUUUUAAACGAAUAUCUGUUUUCUGACGUUCGAAUUGGCGCCGAUGCAGUUACUGACAUCGUUCAAUUUGGUGAUGAAAACAGUGAUGACGAAGACAGUGAUGAUGAGAGGGAAAAAUGGGAAGUAUUGAGUGCAGUUAUUGUGUGCUUUGUAGUUGCGGUUGAUAGAUCCUCUAGUUCACUUGAGGAUAUAAAUCAGUCACUUGAAAGCUAUAGCAUUAAAGUGCGUGAAGGGGGAUGGAUAAUUACAAUGAUAGCAUGUGAUCGGAGCCUCUCUUCUUAUUGUAAGAAAAUUUCAGAUGUUUUAACGAGGUAUGGAGUGAUGAAAAAGGGGUUUCGGGUAGAGCUGAAGAAAGAUGAAGAAUCGAAAAGUUUGAAAGUUUUACAAAAAAUUGUUGAUAAGCUACAUCAUGGGUGCAGAGCGAUAGUUUUGCGGGCAGUGAAAUAAUGUUAUUUAUUGAUUAUUAGACUACAAAGGAGAAUUUCACUUCUCAAAUUUGUAAUGGUGAAAUUAGAAUACAGCUUCAUUUUAGUAUUAUCUGCCCUAGUUAUUUUUGAAGUUUGUAAAGGCGAAAAGAAAUUAAUUGAACUCUUAAAUUCUAGUGUUUAUUUCACUUA